AUGAAGUUGACGUCAUUUCUUUGCGCACACUUCAUCCCUUACAAACGGAUACCUGGAUCAUUAUGGGCUGGAAAGCAACGUAAAAUACCUCGCCUUACAGCUUCUCGAAAGAUGGCUUUCAUGAAUGAAAUGCUCGUAACACAACAGAAUGAACGUUAUCUAUCGAAACCCUAUAUUACUCCCGAGGCGGAAGCAAUGACACUUCCUGAAGACCAAGCAAAGGCACUCGCUAUUGAAAAUGAGGUGUUUUACAAAAUUUAUGAAGAAAAGUUCCGAAAACGUUUCCCCGACCGAAAACUUGACGAUUUCUUCCUUGCUUUGAAUAGGAAUAAAAAGUUUAGUGUAUAG
This is a messenger RNA of Rodentolepis nana, 348 nucleotides long. NCBI's taxonomy places the organism in Eukaryota, Metazoa, Platyhelminthes, Cestoda, Cyclophyllidea, Hymenolepididae. The record is from the annotation of a GenBank genome assembly.